AUGGGCCCUUUAACAUAUUUCUCCAAUCAAAAAGGAAUUGUUUAUUGGCUUGUUUAUUUGUUUUCAUCUGUUCUUGAGCUUUUUCUGAUUGUCUCUGUGUGUCCUCUGCAGGUAGUUGCCUUGACCUCGCUCUUCUUCAUCCUGGUUUCCAUCACAACCUUCUGCCUGGAGACCCAUGAAGCCUUCUUAGAAAUCAAGACCAUCAUGGAGCCGGUGACACGGGACAAUGUGACUGUGGAGGUGCCACGCCACGAGGUCAUCACCAACCCCGCCCUGACUGUGGUGGAGGGCGUGUGUGUUGUGUGGUUCACCUUUGAGUUCCUCGUUCGAAUCAUCUGCUGCCCCAACAAACUGCUCUUUGUCAAAAACACCCUCAACAUCAUCGACUUUGUGGCCAUUUUGCCGUUUUACCUCGAAAUGGUACUCUCGGGGCUGUCCUCCAAGGCAGCGAGUGACAUUUUGGGGUUUCUCAGAGUUGUCAGAUUUGUUCGUAUUUUGCGGAUAUUCAAACUGACACGGCACUUUGUUGGGCUACGUGUGCUUGGACAUACGCUCAGAGCCAGUGUCAAUGAGUUUCUGCUCCUCAUCAUAUUUUUGGCUCUUGGCGUGCUCAUUUUUGCUACUAUGAUCUAUUACGCAGAACGUAUAGGCGCACAUCCAAGUGACCCCACCGGAUCCUCCCACACGCACUUUAAAAACAUCCCCAUCAGCUUCUGGUGGGCCGUGGUUACCAUGACGACCCUAGGGUAUGGAGACAUGUACCCGGAGACAUGGCUGGGCAUGAUUGUGGGGGCUCUGUGUGCUCUGGCGGGCGUCCUCACCAUUGCUAUGCCUGUCCCAGUCAUCGUCAACAACUUUGGAAUGUACUACUCACUGGCAAUGGCCAAACAGAAGCUGCCCAAGAAGAAGAAAAAGCACAAUCCUAACCCAGAUGCCCCAACGGACUCUGCGUCCUUUGGGAAAUCGGACACAAACUCUCACAGAGACAGCACCCAGAGCGACACAUGUCCACUGGCAGCAGACGAGAGCAGCCGCACCCGCUCAGACUCCAAACAGAAUGGCGACGCGAACGUGGCCCUUUCAGAGGAGGAGGGGUGCAGCCUGACCCAGCCCCUGUCCCCGAAUGAGAAGUGGUCCCUGCGUUGCACAAGGACCAGGGACAAAAACAAACUGGAAGGGACCUGCUUUCUGCUCACCUCUGAAAACUCCAGUGUGCGCUCGGAUAGCUGUAAGGACAUCCUUGGAGCAGGCAGUAACUACUCCCAGUCUGAGAUGACCACUCUGACCUGAUCGUGUCCAGGUGAAGACUGUCUUAAAGUGCUCCGUAACCCGGGUUCUAUGAGUUUGUUGUAGGCGCAUGUCAGUCAGGACUUGUCUCGAGAUGAUAAAAGGCAAUCAUUUAUAUAGCAGAUUUCUAUGUAUACAACUAUAUGUUAUACAUCAUUUGGCAUGUGUUGCAUGAUUUACCAUUGUAUGUACAUGAUUAAUGUCUCAGUGUCUAACCAAUGUCGCAAUGUCUUGAAAUUUAUCUCUUAAAGAAGUGACGACCUGACUUUUUUUUUUUUUUGACAUUUUUGUUUUUGUUGACAUUUCCAUUACUGCCUUAUUUUUUUCUCAAUGCCUUUUAUAAAAUCAUGGUAUCUUUGUUAUUAUAGAUUUGUACUGCCAUUAUUACUGUGAAUAGGUUUUAACUGUCAAAGAUGGGUCAAGAGGAAGCACCCAAAAAUAAUUGUUUUUAAUACUUGUAUAAUAAUGAAAACAAGAGGAAGAUAUAUGAGCGCUUAGAGCAGUAUUGUCUGUUACUGUCUGUUGAGUUGGAGUUUGGACCACUUCUUUUGUACAUUUUGAUGACCUUUAGUAACACUGCACAGUCACAUGUGCCUCAUGUCGAGUAAUGAAGUUGUGUAAAGUCAUGUGAUUAGAUCUGUUCCUGUGGAGGCUGGAGAAAAUAAAAGGGUUUAUUUUACGUAUAUAAAUAAUAGUUGAAAUAUUAGGGCUGCAAAAUUGUCAAAAAUAUUACAAUAAUGCUAUUUUAUUGUGUACUUUUUAUAUAAUAGGUUCAAUUGGAUGUGUCUUCAUAUCAUAUCAAAACAUGGGCCAAAACAAGGCUUUAUUCACCACAUUAAAAGUAGGACCAAACUUGAACUGGUGGGUUUCAAAUGACUUCACAACAUUUUAUAGGUCAAACAUAUUUAAUACAUAAUAAGGGGGGAAGCCAAAAGUAUUAUUAUUAAAUUGCAGAUUUUUGUGGUAAUACAGUGUCACUAAUUGGAAUGAUCAGGUUCAGCAUUUUUAAUUUACGUUUUAGGUAUUUGUCAUGAAAGUACAGAGUAAUCAAAAAGUAAAUCUAGCACUUGGGAGUAUGACAUCCUCUCGUUCUAGAAUCUGAAAUCUACCAAGACCAGGACUGAAUCAGGACUAAAACAGGAGCCUUCUAAUUCAACAUGAGGACUAAACUUGGCUCAAAGCAGGACCAAACCAGGAUAAGUGAUUGCACCCUUUAAUUUGCCUGAUGCAUUUGUAUAUUUUGCAACAACAACAAAAAUGUGAUAUAUUGUACAACCCUAUGAUAUCGUAACGUUUACCAUAGUGGCCUUAUGUUUAAGUACAUGUUUAGUUUAUUUCAAUGCUGACCUGUGGGGUUGGUAAUAUUAGUGAGCACAGCUAUGUAGCACAAUGUAAUGUCUCUUUCCUUUUUUUAUUGUACUAACAUGCUUAUGGCCCAUUGCCCUUAACCCUGAAUGACAGAUGAUUAUUUUGAUAAGCAACCCUCUCAUUUCCUGUUUCCCCCCUGGUGUAUAGAUGGUAUAUGGACAAGCACAGUGGUGUCAGGUUUCUGCUCUAUGGAUUUGUGAACCGUGUGGGAUCCUAUGCAGAAACAAAUAAAAUCUACUUGUGUUUUAA
This is a messenger RNA of Boleophthalmus pectinirostris (great blue-spotted mudskipper), 2904 nucleotides long. RefSeq names its product potassium voltage-gated channel, Shaw-related subfamily, member 4 (gene kcnc4). Gene Ontology annotation, biological process: potassium ion transmembrane transport. Lineage: Eukaryota; Metazoa; Chordata; Actinopteri; Gobiiformes; Gobiidae. Gene Ontology annotation, molecular function: delayed rectifier potassium channel activity. The transcript has 4 exons. Bases 1 to 1290 code for a protein of 429 amino acids. The record is from RefSeq and is a predicted model, not a curated record. Gene Ontology annotation, cellular component: dendrite membrane; neuronal cell body membrane; voltage-gated potassium channel complex.